AUGUCCUCCGAAAAGCACGAGGCCCUCCAGCCCCUACACCCCUCCAUGGAGGGCAAGCUGGAUCCCGCCUUUGUGAAGCUCUACAACGACAACGUGGCCACCAAGCCGCCCAAGCCCAUCAACCUGGAGCAGCUCCGGAAAGGCUACUCGGUGCUCUACAGCUACGGCACGGCCCCGGCGCCCGAAGUCGGCCGCGUCUACGACGACGUGAUCCCGCUCGCCGACGGCACGCAGCUGCCGGUGCGCGUCUACGAGCCUGAGCGGCCAGGCCCGUGGCCGGUGCACGUCGACUUCCACGGCGGCGGCUGGGGUCUCGGCGACCUCGACUCGGAGAGCCACAUCUGCAGGCACUACUGCAAGAAGGCCAACGUGGCCGUCAUUGACGUGGCCUACCGCCUGGUGCCCGAGUCCCCCUUUCCCACGGGCAUCACCGACAGCUUCGCGGCCGUCCAGCACAUCCGCGAGCACGGCGCCGCGCGCUUCAACGUCCUGCCGGACAGCAUCUCCGUGGGCGGCGUGUCCGCCGGCGGCGCCAUCGCACUGGCCGUGGCGCACCUGGCGCGCGACGCCGGCAUCCCGCUGCGGCUGGUGGCCGUGUGUGCCCCCGUCAUUGACGACCUCUCGCAGUAUGCGUCGGCCGCCGACUCGCCCUUCCCGUCGAUGCAGGAGAACGAGUUUGCGCCGACGCUCAACUGGGCGCGGCUGACCUGGUUCGACAAGCUCAAGCGGUCGUCGGUGCCCGAUGAGCCGGCGGCCAAGGAGCGCGUAGGCUGGUUCUUGAACCUGCUCAAGGCGCCCAACUUCAAGGGGCUCCCGCCCACGGUCGUCUACACGGCCAGCGCCGAUCCGCUGAGGGACGAAGGCGAGCGGUACGCCCAGCUGCUGAUCGAGAACGGCGUCGAGGUGACGCAGCGGCGCUUCUUCGGUGUGCCGCACCCGUUCAUGCAUAUGGACGCGGUGCUGCCGCAGGCCAGAGAGUGUAUCGAUACCACCGCCAGGCACAUUCGGCUGGCGCACUAUGACUCUACCGGCACGCUUUGCUGCGCCAACUCAGGCAUCUCCCGGGGUCCUGCACCCAUUCCCGAGUCUGAGGGCUGGUCAAGGCCAGGUUCUCUCCUCCUCUUGCUUCGUCAAACGGGCUCCAGCUCUUCUCCCCCCGAUCCACGUCCCCCCAGUUCUCGACAAGCCCUUUUGCUGUCCUAUCUCAUGACCAACGGCAUCAUCGACAGCACCACCGAGCUCAUUAUUCACGGCAGCAAUAGCCCGGCCCUGAGCUCGUGCAGCAGUAGCAGCAGCAGCGGCGGCGCCAGCCACUACUCCUUGGACCACCACUUUGGCGUUCUGCCGCCUGUAUCGCCCUCAUCCGGCAAUGACUUUGAGCUGGAGCUGGCCGCCGAGAGAUCCGCCUGGGACCACCAGGGCUCGUCUCCGGCCGGCUGGCACGACGCCAUCACGCCCAUCAGCUACAACAGCCCCCAAUCAGACUCCCACGAGUCCCUCAUCGUGUCGCCCAUGUCGUCCUCGUCGUCUCUAUCCACCUACAACCCCCCGUUGCUGCCGCAGCUGACGUCCUCCAACGACAGGGCCCUGCUCAACCACUACAUGACCAUUGUGUCUUCCCUGCUGUCCCGUCGCAUGUCGCCCAACAACCCGUACAACGCCUACCUGUUGCCCAUUGCUCGCGACAACGACCUCGUCAUGCACUGCAUCCUGGCUCUCUCUGCCAACCAUUGGCGCAAGCUACAGCCUCAGCUCGCCGACAGGGGCCUCUAUCACCAAAGCAAGGCGACACAGUCUCUGGCCAGGUUGCUGCCUCACGUGGACCGAUCCAACGCCGAUAUUGCCCUGGUCAGCAGCCUGUUGCUGUGCAUGACGGAGCUGUUCGACGGCACCAGCGAAGGCUGGCAGCUUCAUCUCAAGGGCGCCAAGAGGCUGCUGACGGCCUUGAUGAACCAGCAGCAGGGCGAUCGCAUGAACGGCCACAACAAGUUCCUCGUGCGGCUCGCGCGCUUUCUCGACUCUGCCGCCACGACGUCGACGUGCAAGCCCCCGCUCAUGGGCGAGGACGAGCGGGAGGCGGCUACGCUGGAUCGGUUGACGGCCGCCCCUGACGACGAGGACUCGGCCAUUUACGGCAUUCCCAAGGAGCUGUUCCACUUGGUUGACGUCGUCAACUCGCUGGCC
Messenger RNA from Trichoderma citrinoviride, 2184 nucleotides. Its product is annotated as alpha/beta-hydrolase. Gene Ontology annotation, molecular function: hydrolase activity. NCBI's taxonomy places the organism in Eukaryota, Fungi, Ascomycota, Sordariomycetes, Hypocreales, Hypocreaceae. The annotation marks the transcript as partial. The record is from RefSeq and is a predicted model, not a curated record. The transcript is spliced from 4 exons.